GCGGGGCUGUUGAUAUCAAUAUGGCGGUUGUCAGCCAGACAAAGACAGUCAGUCUGAUGUGAUUGAGACAAGGGAGGUUUUGAGGGGGAGACUGGGAGAUAGGGGCCUCCCCUCCCCCUUCUCCUCUUCCUGCGCCGGCCUCAACCCCUCCCCAGUCCCCUCCCGACGGGCGCCCCACGCGGAAGACACCCCUCCCCCUCCCGCUUUCCCUCCUCCCUACCUCAGCCCUUCGUACUGGGACGUUGGGGAGGGGGCUGUGCCGGGCGGAGAGAACUCAGCAAGGAUUCUGAGAUCCUGUGAGGCAGCAGGUGAUGAUGGUUGAAGUAGUUGGGUACCUGUCACCCACGUGGGAGAUCUGAAUUGAGUUCCCAGCUUUAGCCUUGCCCAGUUCCGGCCAUUGUGGACAUUUGAGUGAGCAAGAAGAUAGGAGUGCACUUUCUCUCUGUCUGCAUUCACAGCAGCCAAGAUACAGAAACAACCUUAGUGUCCAUCGACAGAUAAAUGGAUAAAGAAAACGUGGAUAUGUACAGUGGAUAUUAUUCAGCCUUAAAAAAGGAGAUUCUGUUGUUUGUGACAACAUGAUAGACCUUGCUGUGCUUUGCAAGUAUAUCCCCAAUAUGUUGAUAUUAAGAGCUUACACUCUGGACUCCUUUUGGUGACUUUGCUUCCUCACCAUCUGAUUUUAUUUGAUGAUUGCUCAGGCAAUAUCCAGACAAUAUAAAAUGAUAAAUCACAUUGAUCAUCUCUGGAAAGGAUAUUGAUCCGCCUCAUGUGAAGUAUGCUCAGUUCUUUUCCAGUGGUUUUGCUGGAAACCAUGUCUCACUAUACAGAUGAACCCAGAUUUACCAUAGAGCAGAUAGAUCUGCUUCAGCGCCUUCGGCGUACUGGGAUGACUAAACAUGAAAUUCUCCAUGCUUUGGAAACUUUAGACCGUCUUGAUCAAGAGCAUAGUGACAAGUUUGGAAGAAGGUCCAGCUAUGGAGGAAGUACAUACGGGAACAGUACCAACAAUGUUCCGGCAUCUUCUUCUACAGCUACAGCUUCCACACAGACUCAGCAUUCGGGAAUGUCCCCUUCACCCAGCAACAGUUAUGAUACCUCCCCUCAGCCUUGUACUACCAAUCAAAAUGGGAGGGAAAAUAAUGAGCGAUUGUCCACAUCCAAUGGAAAGAUGUCACCAACUCGCUACCAUGCAAACAGCAUGGGUCAGAGGUCAUACAGUUUUGAAGCCUCAGAAGAGGACUUAGAUGUAGAUGAUAAAGUAGAGGAGUUAAUGAGGAGGGACAGCAGUGUGAUAAAAGAGGAAAUCAAAGCCUUUCUUGCCAAUCGGAGGAUUUCCCAAGCAGUUGUUGCACAGGUAACAGGUAUCAGUCAGAGCCGGAUCUCUCAUUGGCUGUUGCAGCAAGGAUCAGACCUGAGUGAACAAAAGAAAAGAGCAUUUUACCGAUGGUAUCAGCUGGAGAAGACAAACCCUGGGGCUACACUCAGUAUGAGACCAGCCCCCAUUCCAAUAGAGGACCCUGAAUGGAGACAAACUCCUCCCCCAGUCUCUGCCACUUCUGGUACUUUCCGACUACGACGAGGGAGUCGAUUUACCUGGAGAAAGGAGUGCCUGGCUGUCAUGGAAAGUUACUUCAAUGAGAAUCAAUACCCAGAUGAAGCAAAGAGAGAAGAAAUUGCAAAUGCUUGCAAUGCAGUUAUACAGAAGCCAGGCAAAAAGCUGUCAGAUCUGGAAAGAGUUACCUCCCUGAAAGUAUAUAAUUGGUUUGCUAACAGGCGGAAGGAAAUCAAGAGGAGAGCCAAUAUCGAAGCAGCAAUCCUGGAGAGUCAUGGGAUCGAUGUACAGAGUCCAGGAGGCCAUUCCAACAGUGAUGAUGUUGAUGGGAAUGACUACUCUGAACAGGAUACUUGGCAAGUACGCAAUGGGGAGGAGGAGGAGGGAAGAAGUUCAGAGGGAGGCAGAGAAGCAGAGAAGGAUGACAGCACGAGCCAUAGUGACCACCAAGACCCCAUCUCAUUAGCUGUGGAAAUGGCAGCAGUCAACCACACUAUCUUGGCAUUGGCCCGACAAGGAGCCAACGAAAUCAAGACAGAGGCCCUGGAUGAUGACUGAUCAGGGAAGGUUAAACACGCCAAGUAAACUUAGUUUAGACGUAGCACCUUAGCAGACUUUCCUCGGUCCUUAACAUGUGUUCUUACAGUAUAACUUGCAGUUUCUUGUAUGUCAGGUAGCCGUUAGGGUCUUGUUCUGUGAAGAUGGCAUGGUGCCCUCAGCCUUUGCAUAUACUCUCUCAGUAUUAAAUCCCAAUAAAUAAUAACUACCAACCAACCAAACUUCCCUCUCCCUGCCCCCAAGGCUAGAAAAUCUUGCUGCUCCGUCUUAGCAUUCCAAAAAAGUGCUUCCAGGUAUUUAGAUAGCCCUCAGUUCUCAACUAUUAGGCUGUGUGUAAAAUCUUGGGUACCUUUAGAUUCAUGUAACACUAUUCCCAUACCACCUUUUCCUUCCCCAAGACUGAUAGGAUGUAAGCUGAGGUAGUGGCACAGGAUUGACAGACACCUUUCGGGAGUAUCCACAGAGUAAAAAGAACACUAGAAUCUCCACCUCAGCACGAGAAUCAUGGAUUUCCAGCUGCAAUAAGCCGUGCCUCAUUAUAGUCACACCGUGGCUAGAUUAUACUUUGGGUGCUGUGCUAAGAAUGUCAACGAAAAAAAUCAGUCUCAGAUUCUGGUUGAUGCCUGACACAGACAUCCUUUCCUCUCACAAGCUGUGUGACUUAGUAGAUAAAAUACUGCCUUCUGCCUUUAGGGACCAUGAUUAAAAACAAAAGACAAAAAACAAAGUCAUUUAAAGGAAAAACUCAGCUUGAGAGCAUUGGGAAAACAUCCAAGCUGAAUGUUUUAAAAUAUGCCCAGUUCUCAGAACCACUGUACAUUCCGCAGCACAGUUGUCAGUGCCUGCCUGCAAAAGUGCUAGAGGUUAUCAUGGACCUUGCUUGGCCUCCUGUCAGUGUCCCCUUUCCCUGCUACCAAAAAAGUCUUUCAAGCAUGGAGCGAAGGUCAAAACAGUAAAGAACAUGGUUUUUGUAUCCAUUAACUGAAGCUCCCUUAAUCUAAGAGGUUGAUAGAGGGCUUUGUAGUGGAAUUAUACUAUCACAGAUGUAAACAUUUGGCUAUAUAGGAGCAGAAGAAAAGUAGGGGGUGCGAGAUACUAGGGGAAUGUGACUGCUUUGGUGUUCUCUUUUACUCUGUCCUUGUAGAGGUGUGAAAAGCUAUAUUGCUACAGGCAAUUUAUUUAAUAAUUGGAAGCCAUAUUGAUAAUGGAUGUGGUAAUAUUUGUAAAGUUUAAUCUACUUUAAGCGGCAGUAAGUAAUGGAAUUUUUUUCCUUGAUCACAUAUGUAGCACUUUUGUUACUUUUUAAAGAUAUUUAUAUUUGAUAAAUCUUUUUUUUCAUUUUGAGAACUCAAAAAUACCAAACAGUGAACUUGCGUUAUAAAGUCACCCUGUGAUCACCUUGUCAUCUAGUAGCAAAAUGAUGAACUAUUCAUGCAUCAAAGAAAAUUACAUCUGCUGGCCUUGUAUGAAAAUGAUCUCUUGGCAUCCUGAUUAAAUGACACCCUGUCACUGUGGGUAAGGGGAAACAGCCUUCAAUGUAGCAGCAUUGGGUGCGUCUGUAUAUUUUCUGCCUCAUUCCAUCUCUCCUUUAUAUGUAUAAUGAAGCCUUGCUUAAAGUGGAAUAUAGGGCAGGGUUUCUGUCUUUUUGUCCAUUACCUGAAAAGAAUUUCUAAGAUAAAAGGAAGAUGCUAUUUCCUUACCUCUUCACCCAUUCUCCCUCACCAAAUGUAUUCAGCCCAAAACUAUUGAGAGAAAGAGACUUACUGACAUCUUCGUUUUCCCCCCUCAUUCAUGAAAUACUGAAUAUCCUCCAGUUCUAGCUGGUCUUAUUCCACUUAAGGCACACAAUGACUAGGAUCAUCUAAGGUGUAAAUCCUGCUUAUGUAAGUGUGAGGAAGAACCUUUGGGGAGGGCAUAAGAGCCAUUGGCACUGCCUGUCCUGCUUUUGUCCACAGACUUCAGGGAUGGGGGUGGGGGGCACAGGAAGUAGAAAUGUACUUUCUGUAGCUUCCAAGAUUUCAAGUAAAAUGGGGCAGUCUUCUCUUACUUUACUGUAUUGCUUGAACCAACAAAUUCAAGAGUAGCAUUUGUUAAUCUCAGGAAUGAUUCUCUCCCACCCCCAUUCAUAUCAUUUCUUGUUUCAUUUGACUUUUUACUUCACUUACAAAAUUGUGUUGUUUCCUUUUAUUUUGCUAAGAAGUUUAACAUACUGAUCUCUCCAUUUUGGUGGAAUUUUGUCUGCUUAUUCUCAGUUGAAUCAGGAAGAACAAGGAGAGAAAAAAUAUACUCUGUGACAAGACACAUCCAUGAUUUAUUGUAAAGAGAUUAUUAUAAUUGAUAGCUUCUUUAUGAUGGGAUUGCUAGUAUCAUUUGUUCUUGCUGGUUUUUUUAAAGGAACAGACUCAAACUGUUGAGACAGCUGCAGUUUCUAAAGAAAUACAAUGAUUGCCACAGAAAAGCUAAAAGGUUUUGUUGUUUUAAGACCUUUACAGAACAAAAUAGGCUUCAGAGAAUGAACGGGAGUUGGCAUCCUAGGGGGCAGUACCAGGCCCUCCCUGGCAAUGAAAUAAACCUGAAAGGAUACUGCUACAAUCAUGAAGAAUAGCAUCAUACUGAGUUCAGUAGGAAUAGGAGGACAGAAUCUUUUCACCCGUAAUUCGCCUUGUAAUUGAAGAUGGCUGGCCUGCUCUUAAGGCCCCACUGCCUUACAAAGAACUUGACUUUUUCAUCAAGUGAGAGAAUUUACUUCCUUGGGAUCAAGAUAUAAAUCUACCAUCAGUUUCCUGUUUUUCACCAGGUUCAAUGCUACUAUCUUGUCCAGACUAUCUUAGCUGUCAUAAGGGCAAAUAGAGCUGCCACUAGUUGACUUCUAAUAUCAUUGGAUGGCAAAUCUCUCAUACUGUUUCAGGUUUUAGAGGAGGUAUUAACAACAUAUACUCUAAGCUGGUCUAUUCCUGGGGGGGAGAAUAGACAGCUUAAAAAAAAAAUGUGCUCUGUGCUCUUUGGUUGCUCUGUCCCUCUUCUCUCACCUCAUAUGCUUUUUCAGGCCCCAGAGGACUCUUUCAGGGGAUUAAAGACUGAAAAAUGUGGGGUGGGGGCAACCUUGCCAACAAGUAUUCCUGUAAUUUGUUAUUUUUAAAAGACACUUUAACGGAAUUACUGUGGUUAGACGGGUACCCCUCCCACCCUUCUUAAAAUACCUUACAUAGGGAUCUUUUAAAAUGGAUCAUCUUAAUGAGAUUUCUGCCUACCUGUUGAUAACUUUAACAUCAGAUGAAAGCCAGGGGACGGCACACAAUACACUCUGAGACAUUCUAGUACCAUUCAGUACCAAACAGACAUUUUAAUUUCAUCAAACCUUAUAAUAUUAGAGUACCACAAAGGAAUUGUCUUCACCGUCUCGUCUUUUAAGUGUAUCUUCACAGAAAUAGGAAGGCAUAGAGCUCCCUUUAAGGCACUUUAUACCCCAGCUUAAUAGUGGAGACCCCCUAAAAUGCCAUGAGUGAGGAAGCAGCUAAUUAAUACUGAAGUAUGCCUAUCCAGGUCCUCUAGCUCCUGAUAGUUAUGAUUCAACACCACUUGUGUUACAACCAGAUACCCAGAUAUAUUUUUACCUCAAAUGAUAACUCAUGAAGAGAUCACCGAUAGUUUUUCGUAUUUAGCCUAUGACUUUAGGAGAUACUGAUGUUAGAAAUUUCCCUCUUGCAUACAAUCAUCAAACAAAAUUGCAGCAAACAUGGACUCUCAUUUAGUCAGAAAUCUCUAGUCACAUCCUUUCCAUCUAUGAACAAUCCCUCUUCCACUUUCCUCUCUGAUCCACCACUAAGUUCUGAUCUAGAGUUAAUUUGUUUGCUGUAAUUUUUAAUCUUCUGACAGCAGGCAAAGCAGGUGGUAUAGUCCCAUCUCUGAACACAAUCCAUCCUGUGUUGACCAGCUUCAUAUUCCACUGAUCACUUACAUUAUGUCUGCCCAAAGCAGUAGGAAAAAAAUCAGUUUUCCACAAAUGAUCUCCCACCCCAUCCUAAAAAUGUGAACUGCAAGUCUUUACUCUCUCUGGUCUUAAGCAGCAGUCUUCCCAUUCACGGCUCCGCCUUCUACAAUUGCUUUUAUCUUUCAUUGUAUGGAGAACAACCACAGUAUUUUUCCCCAGGAGUCUCAAAAGAUUCUUAGGCAAUAAUUUUUCUUGUAGUUGAUGAGUACUGACCUUCUACAUUGUAUGCUGGUUUCUGUGUUAAUCUUUGUGAUUUAAAUCUUACGAGUGGUGAUAGAUUUUGUCAUGUUUUUGUUUUUAAGAUUAUUGGUAAUGUUUAACUACUGUAUUCAUUGGGGCUGCAUUGAGACCAGCCAAAUUCAUUAAUAGCUUUACUGAGCCAGAUUUACUUGUCAAGAUUUCCCAAGUGAAAGUUGGACAUGUUGACCAGCUCCCACUGGUGUUAUCUUUUGAGGGAAAGGGGUGGGAGGAUGCACUGGGGCAGGGGUGGGAAUUAUACAUAUAAAGCAUUCCUUGUUUUAUGUGCUCUUUAAAUAGCAAAGAUGUUUACUCAGGAUUUGGGGAUCAGUUGUCAGCCAUAUUGAAUUUGGCAAACAGAGCUGCAUGCCCUGAAAACCCUCCUCCUGUUUCUUCAUUUCCAUGUUGUCUAACAUUACCUAGGAGUUCCUGAGUUAUCUAGUUAUCCAGUGUAAAGGUAUUGCACCCUAAUGAGGGUGGAAGGCUCUCCCAGGGAGGCAACUAAGAAUGGCCUGGUUAUCUCUGAGGAUUUCAUGGUAGCAUGCUGUCAAAGCCAAGGCACCCCCCCCCCUUUUUUUUGUAAUGUGGUUUCCUUUGUUAUUACAUACUCUUGGUUUCAAUGAUGACUAUCAAAGAAAAAAGAUUCCUUAUCACUCUCAAGAGAACUGACAUGCUAAAGAGGUAAGAGUCUUUUUAGAUACAUGAAACCAACAAGUCAGUUUUAUAUCACAGAAACUCUUCUCUCAUAAACAGGUUAGGUUUUGAAAGGCUAUUCAUAUUCUCUUUAUUGUAAGUUGACAGUGAUAAGCUACUGUUCUUGCCGUCUUUCAGGGCUGAUGGUUAGCUCACAUAUCUCUGAACUGCAAUUUUGUUUGUAUCUAUGAACAAACAUUGGUAGUUUGUAAGUUGGGAAGUUUCCAUGUUAGUUUCAUUUCUCCCACUUGAUAGGAAUGAGAAAUAGUAAAAAGGAAUCUAAGGAUCUGAGAAAUCCAGUUUCUUGUAACAACGCAUUCUUUUUCUAAUUGAGAGAAAAAGAUACAGGGGAGAAGAUAAUGUGAGAAAAUUGGGCUAUGCCCUGUUUAUCUUCUUUGACAUAGCAGAUGCCUUGGAUUACAAAUGUGGGUAUCCCUGAACCUCUUUUUCAUCAUUCUUAAUACGAUAUUUCAGGCAGAACAAAUUCUAAUUUAUUCCAUUUAAGUGAAAUUUGCUAAGUGCUUUUAUACCAUUAGACGGUUAACCAUGCACAUCCCUCAUCUCCCUAGCCACUCUCUUAACACACAUCUUUAAGGGAAUGUGGCCACUCUCCUGAUACUGUUUUUACAUGACAAGUUUUCAGGUUGGUUUGCUCCAGUCUGGACAGCAGUAUCUGAACUUACUUAGCUGCCCUCCAGUUGGUGCCUGAGCACCUCUGUAUAGCCAGUGUGUGGGUAGCACUCAGCUCAGCACACACUUCAAUCUUGGAAUGCCAGCUCUCUUGACUCCAUUUUCAUAUUCUAUCUCUUUUAAAUAAGAGUGGCUCAAUACAGCCAUAAUUAACUCUCAAAUUCACAUUGGUGUGCUGUGAUCAAAUGAAGGUUUGGCUGAAUCUUUUCAAAUUGUAACCAUGGUAAUUGAGGGGGGUGGCAUAGAAUGAAUAUAUAAAAAUAUAAUGGCAAUUGUUCUGAAUGACUGAGUGUCCUCCUGACAUGUAAUUAGCUGUUUUAGCAGGAUGUGGAUUGGCAUGGUCAUAAUUAAAAGGAUUUCUGUCCUUUAUGUGAUUGAAAAUAGCAGCACUCCCGUCCCCUGUUCCCUUUUAGCACUAAUGCUCCCAAGAACAUUUGGAACAGCAACUCAGUAAACUAAAAUAAUGACAUGGUAUUCAUGUUCUUCCCUGAGUGCAAGAAAAGGAUUUAGAGUUAUUUCAGCUUCAAAAUGGAAGCCUUAGAUUAUUGCUUCCCAUCUGACUUCUACAUUUUUGAAAACCUUAAUUUCAGCCUGCUCCACCUUUGGCAGAAACCAAUUCAGAAUUCCAGAGUCAACCUCUGACAAGGCUUCCAGUUCACUCCAUCUGACUUGCCAGCCAGUGAGGGUGUGUGGUUGGCCCAGCUUGUAGACAUUUGCUGCUUACUGAGCUCCCCUGAGUUUCCAUAUUUUUACUGGGUUACCUGAUAUGUCCAUUGCCAUCAUCAUCAGAAAUUACUGACCAAGCAGCAAUUUACUAAGGGUUGAAUAGGGUUUUCCUCAUUAAACCAUAAGAUCAGAGCAGACAAUGUGACAAGAGCACACAGGCUCUCAAUACCUCUGUGACAUGAAUGGAAAACUCUAUUUUGCACUGUUCUCAAGUUACUGGAGCAGUAGGACACACAUAUGAGUCUGCCUUAACUUCUCACAUCACUUACGGAGCAAUUACCAACCUCUUCACAUCAGUUAUCUUCUUUUCCUAGCCCUGAUUUUGCCGUGUUCUGCUGUGUCAGGACACUCCUAAGUUGUUCUCUCCCUUUCCUAUUUCCUCCCUUCACUUCUGUGACCCUGUGCCAUUGGCUGUCAUGUGGCUGUGAGACUCCACAUGGUUUCUGACCCUUCUCAUCCAGCAUAUAUUCUUAUCCUUCUUAUCUUAUUGCAUAAGAGCUGCUGAAUCACUAGCCGCCUUCUGGAUAUGACUGUUUGGUUAUCUGUUUUCACCCAUCACUAGUAGAGUUUUAAUUUAGCUAUGUGGUCAGGAGUGACUGCAAGAAUAUUAGCACCCAACACAGCUGCCAAGAGGCCUUUCACAGCUGUGCCAUGCCCAUGAGCCUCAUGGUUAUGCCCAAUAUGCCUACAUCAUUCAGCCCUCCCCCCACCCCCGCUUCAGGCCAGGAUACUACAGGAUUGAUUAGUAGCCACUAAAGAUAAUACAGGUCUGGUUUUCUAAGAAAUCCCCACAUAUCAGAAGUACUCCUAACCUAGAUGAAGUCCUCGGUAUAGUUCAGUCUCCUGAGAACACUGAGGUUGGCUGCUUGUUUACAAUUGUCUUCUCCCCCUACCCCAGAUACACACAGAAUUUAGCAUAAGGUUCUACUGCCUUAGGAUUCUUUGUUUUAUUUAUGUUCCUUCCACAAUGCCUACAUUGAAAUGUAUGGUAGUGCUUUGGUUAGUUCAAGAAAAAAAAAAAAAAUCCUGUAAGAGGUUUUUACUGAGUGCUUUGCCUCCUGUAAGAACUAAAAUCAACCUCAUGUUCACCCACUCCUUGUACUCCUACAGCCACUGAGACUGUUUCCUUUGGGAUCCUAUCAGUCUUAUGACAACUGCAAUGACCCUGAAUUUAUGACCUGAAUAGUAAAGCACUCCUCUUAUUUUCUCAGCUUCUGAAAGAUAACCAUCUUCCUUAGAAUUUAGAAUCUGUCUUAAGAUUAGAAUUUCAGAGAACUGAGUACAUGAGUCUAAUUCUGUGAUUUGUGAGACAUGCAUUAAAUAGCCAACAGAAGAUUCCUAUUAUCUGCCCACAUUAAAAGCAAAUAGAAUUAGCACUGUAGUUAAAGCCUUCUAACAUAAUCUGCUAGUACAGGAAUCCAAGUAGCGGCUUUGCUGUCGCAGGGGCUGGGCUACUGACAAAGUGAAGCUGGAGCGGCAUUUCCUCUCUGAAUGUUUUCAGAGACCACUUUGAUUUCCGAAAUUCCUAACCUAACUAAAAGCAAAACCAAAAACCUACUUGCCAAAAGUAGUGAAAUUACAGGUAGUACUGACUCAAGAAAUACUUUUGGAAGAAAACAUCAGCAGUCAGUCACUCCUGAAAGAAUCCGAAGUAGAGAUACCAGCGUUCUCAGUCGUACUGCAGGAGACAAACACACACAGCCCUCCUAGCUCUCUGAGCCUAAGAUUGCAGGUGACAUUUAGGAAGCUUGUACCCUGCUGGGCACUGGGCACGAGCCCCCCCUUGAGCAGCACCACUUCAGCUGCAGCACACUGGUUGCUGCUUUCAUCUUACGAGGAUGUUAAUCAGAGCACAGGCCACUCGACUAGUAAAGUCACCGACUAGUAACCCAUUUUAUUUUCUCAAGGGAUGGCACUGGAUAACCCCACAGAUAGACUUUCACAUUGCCGUCAUCUCAAUGACCUGAGUUCCCACUGAAACUGGACAAACCUUGAUGAGGACCUAGACACCACAACCUGGACUUCUUCCAUAGCACUGCCCUUGGGUCUUCCUCCAUGGUCAGCAAUGGUGACAGAAACAGUCGCUGUAGCUGUGUUGGGAAGUGGAAAAAAUAUAUGUGGCUGUCUUACCUCUGAGUGCCACAGGGAGCUGGGAUUUGUGGGCAGUUAGUGAAGACAGAAUCUGAACAUCGCUCACACUUCUCAUCUUCCCUCUGGCUCUUGUAGCACUUCCUUAGAGCCUGUUACUACUAGGCGUCCUGCUGUGUUUAGAGGUGUGCUCAGCCAGCCCAUGCAUCCUGUCCUUCCCUCUACCACAGCCACAUUCAGAGGGCACAGGCAUUGUAGAAAUCACCGUUUCCUCAUAUUGUCCUAGUGUCUGCACUGCCUUAGGCACUCCCUAGCUCCCCAUGAGCUUUAACUGGCAAGUAGCAGUUGCAUAGAGACAAGUACAGGUUAGAGCUCAGGCCAAGAAUGCAGCAAAGGGGCGAGCUCCCUUGGGAUACAGACCUGUUUCCUGUCCUGCCAUGGUUCAUGUGGAGGCUCACUGAUGGUUGCUUGGGGAUGCUGAACAACGGACACCAGCUACAAGUGCCCUGAGGACUCAGCUAGCUAACUAAAGUUCUGUGUUUCUCCCCUUCCCCAUUUUCUAGCUCUUUCCCUCAAAAAUAGGUCUCCAGAUAUCAGUUCCAUCAUUGUCUGUCUCUCCUGAUCUGCUCUGUCAUGUCAUAGGCAACUUUGAAGCCCAAGAGAAUGAAAAACACCUCAGAACAGAUUACAGCUAUAGAGUGGUUGAGUGUCAGGUUGACGGUCCCCAUAACAACACAUUUAUAUUUGCUGGCUAACAGAGUUUUUAUUAUCUAACCCCCUCCCAUAAAAAGAAGAACCUAUUUGAAGGUGAAAAUGUAUGUGUGCCUUCCACUUUGGUAAUAGUCCAUAUUUUGCAUCUCUGGUGGGGAUUGGAGUACCACUGAAAUGUUGGAACAUGGACACUGUCUGAUUCCUCCUUAGCAAGGAAGAAUCUCACACGCUGGCAUUUGUGGCAGAGACAGGUCUCAGAACUAGCGUUUCAUGGUUUAUUACUUCUUUCAGUACAUUUUCAACAUCCCAUCACUUUGGAGUGAAGUCUAAAUUUCAGUCUUGUUUUGUGGCUUCCUAUAAGCAUGGAAAUUUUUUUAUUUUUAUUUAUUUAUUUUUUUUGCGCUUUACUGGCACUAAGAACCUAGCAUAAACUUGUGAAGGAUCAUUUUUCACUUCAUCAUUCACUGAAGCUCUUAAACUGGAAAACAGAAUGAUAUUAGUGCUGUAUUAAUGUAAACAGCAGCCACUCUGGUGCUGUUACAUUGAACUCCUGUGUUUAUGCCAGAUUCCUAGGGGGCAGGAGCAAGUGCACACAUCUAGCGUGGGCUGAAUGAAGGUGAGCGAGAGCUCUGUGUGCACUGCUUUUGAGAAGCAUUAGUGUUCUUUGCCUUGAAACCACAUUUCACUACGUUAGAAUCCGUGAAGUCCUUAAUUGUUUCUCUCUGAAAAUGGGCACCGCAAAACCAAAACCAGAGUCCUUCAGGAUGGGGUAGCAAUGCUUUUUCUUUCCAAGCAUGGAAGCUCUGGCAGGCCUUAUCCUCAUGUCCUUUGGUUUUGCCAGACCCCCCUCGGAAGGGCCUUUCUUCCUACUGGUCUCUUGACAUUGACCCUAGAGAGCAAUUCAGCGUGGCCUGAGCCUUCCCAGGCCCUGUGGCAGGCACCCAGAGCAGCCCGAGCGGCUUCCCCAACCUUCACUGGCCCAGGCCAUCUCUGCCAUGGCUUCAGCAUGGACAUGGAGAGGCUUUGCUGAGCCAGGGUCCCUGCACCCUGAUUUAUCACAUACAGCACUGGCUUCACACGCACCCUGACUGCCAAGUAGGCUGCCCUCCCUGCCAGAAGAUGCCAAGAGCAUUGUAGUUGCCUCCCCUGGAAGAGCCCACAGCCUUCUCUUGAUUUCCCCUUGGGCUCACCCUUCCACACCAUGGUCAUGUUGGGUAUGCAGUACCUUUCCAGGAUAAAUUCUUAUUUAUGUUUUUUAAGUGCCUAAGCAAGUUAAGACCUCUGGAAUCCACCAGAGAUCGGCCUGUGCCCUGUCCCCUGUCCUUCCCCACCCUGCACUUGGCACUGGGGAUGAGCACAGGGUGGCUGCCCCUCUCCAGUGUCCCUGGCGUUCUGCAGGCAGAACAACUUCAAGGGCAAGCAAGUGGGAGAGAUCUCUUCAUGGCCACAUAAGGCUGGCUUUGUCACCGUUUCUUGUGUUUCUAGGGGUGUUUCUGUUGGUGUGGUCAUAGUCUGGGUUCAUAGGGAAUUUUAAGGAGUCUGCUUAGCAAAGUCAGUCUGAAGACGACAGGAGAACAAGAGCUCAGAGUAGAAUUCUGUCUGUAACAUGCAAAAGGGCAAAGUGUCAAAUAAUCAUAGUUGAUAAACCUGCUGACUCAUUUAUGAUGAGUCACUGGACUCUGGCUGCCUCUUGUCCUCUUCCUAGGUUAGAGGGACCAGGGUGUCCACUCACAAGGACUUGGAAAGGCUGCCGUUGGGAGAGCAAGAACAAACAUGCUUCUUUGAAGAUGAGUGCGACAUUGUUUGCUUCUUUUUGAAAGUAAUUUAAGUCUGACCUAAAUAUGGGGCCUUUCCUGUGUGGUGGGUGUACAACAGGUUUAUUUUGAGACUGCACUCUGUUCAGAUCUCAUCACCAAGUAGCGCUCAGAUUUGCCAGGUUUUGUAAAAUGGAACAAUCCAUGCCCAGGCACUUUAUUUUCACUAAUAAUCUAGCGUUUUUGUUCAGACAAUGUAAUAACCCAAGCACUGGGCAUUCACGCUGGACAUGUGUAGGCACAUUUGCUGGUGGAAUUCUGACUGGGAUAGAGAAGAGAAGGUGGUUGAUGAAGGUGAUCGAAUGGGAAAAUAUUGCUGUGGCAAGAAUGAAAAUAAGGCUUUUCUGGAGCAGAUAAACCAAACUGGGCUCUCUGGCGGGAUGCUGUCACCCAGUCCUCCAGAUGCUGUUUUUCACAGGUUCUACCGAGUGCUCGUCAGUUACCCUGGCCGUAACUGAGAAUGGGCAACGUAAGAGUGCCCCGGGCCGGGGAGGACAGCAGUGAAAUGCAGUUAGAGGCAGCAGGAGAAUCCCAGUUUCUUUUCACUUAGCUGGACUUGAACAUGAACACUCUAGCAAAAGCGGAGUGCUGGGGAGUGAUCUCCACUUCCAGACAACGUGCAGCUUUGUUUUACUGUUCACUAUAGGGGUGGGAACAGGCUGGCGCAGCAAGCUCUGAAGCAUGUUGAACAGGCGUAAUUGGAUCAGAUACAUGGACCAGAUGCCGGGGGAUUGCCUAGAAGUAUUUAGCAUCCACCAAAUAGUCGAGUAGCUAAGAUGGGCUGUGCGGGAUCCCUGCCAGAUUGGGGGGAGCAGGAGUGGGGAGAUCCCCCUCCCUGUCUUGGCCAUUGUGUGUCUCAGUCUUUGUCUUUUCCUUUGGCGUCUCCUCUGGUCUGUCCCCAUCUUGUGCACCAUGUGUCCCUGAGGGUGAGUCACACCUGUGUCUGAGUCUGCUGUAAGGUGUUCAGUCUACCUCAAGGGGUCAUCAUGGUGAACUCUGUCCACAUGGAAUCCUCCUUACAUUGCCACACACACUGGAAUGUAGAUCUUCCUCUGCCCCACCCCCAAUAACCUCCUGACCCCAUCUUUCCUGUAAUCACCACAAACUCCUAGUGCAAAUUGGAUGCUGCUUUAAAUGUGAAAACAAUUGUUCAAAAGCUAUAAAAACCUGAAUGAAAGCUAAAGCUGAAUUUAUAAGCCUUGUUGCAUAUGAGCCAAAAGUGCAAAAAGCUCUAUAUAAUGAACUAACCUGCCACUCGUAUAAAUAUAAAUAUAUAUAAAUAUAUUAAAAUCAGACUGUUCUACAAAAUUGUGUAUUUGUAUUUUUGUGUACGUACAAUUUUCUGCUAAGCAGAAGGAGGAUGUAGUAUAGGAUGCUGUGAGAAGAGAUUUGGUUUAAUCCUAUUUCUUUGUUACUUAUUUUUGUUAACAUCAGAUGCCUGUCUUCGUCUUACAUGUGUUUGACACUGUUUGGAAAGCUGCAGUAUCUCUCUUCCUUAGGUCCAGAGGCCAUUAAAGAAUGAAAUCCGGGGUCUAGAGAGCUAACUUGUCCACCCAGCAGGGGUAAGUGAGCAGAGCUCCGCUCUCGCCAGGCCACACGGCUGACCCAGGAGCUGCUCACAGUUCCGAGCUGGGACCAGAGACAGAAAAUUACCUACUCCAGGCCACUUGCUGCAUUCUGACUCUUCUCACUUCCAGAAAUCACCUUCAAAAACAAAAGAUUAUCAGAUCCCUCAAUUGCAGACUCUCCACUGGGUCCAGAGGGAAUACAGGAAAGGUGUCUCUGAACUUGGGAAUAGGACCCUCAUAUUUCUAGGUCCAAAGUCUACCCAGAAAGCAGCAAGUGGAUCUCCCUGACUGUAGGCUCCAGUUGAUUGGCUGUCCUAGGUUCUGGCUCCCUCUUGAGAGUAGUUGCUGCCUUUUUUUUUUUUUUUCUUCAGAUCAGGUUACCAAAAUGCCUCCCCUCUGCUGAGCUGCUGAUGCUUCCUCACCCAGACCUCCAGCCCCAGUUACCUGGAGCAUCUCAGAACCCAUUUUGCUGGUGCUAAAACACGUGAGGGGGUUAAAAUGGCUGCCAGUAAUGGCUGAAACCAACCAUCAGAGGCCAGGCUGAAAGACGAGCUCCAGGUGCCCAGUGGCCAACAGCCUUGCCCCAGUGCUGCCCACCCACCUCUCAGCCCCACUAGUGGUCCCUCUUGAUGUGAACCUUUUCUAGGGAGAGGGAUACUGCACCUUCACCUGUAGGACUCAUAUUUAUAACAAUGUGUAAUGACUGUAGCAAAAAGCUCUUGUUUCUAGAUGUAAGUGGUCAAAGAAACAAGCGCUCUAUUGUAUUGAUUAAAAUAGUUCAAAUGAGUCCUGUAUCAUUGUAUCUCCUAUUCUGGAUUAGUGCCUUUUGGACAGUAGACUGUUCUGUAAUUAAAAAUGUAGUAUACUGCUUUUUUGUACAGUUUUGUUUUAAUAAAACUUUUUUUUAAUUUGUGUU
Molecule: messenger RNA, 15547 nt
Organism: Oryctolagus cuniculus (rabbit)
Lineage: Eukaryota; Metazoa; Chordata; Mammalia; Lagomorpha; Leporidae
Gene: HMBOX1
Product: homeobox containing 1
Biological process (GO): positive regulation of DNA-templated transcription
Cellular component (GO): nucleus
Molecular function (GO): double-stranded telomeric DNA binding
Source: RefSeq, a predicted model, not a curated record